AUGGGCGUGCCCUCGCGCGAGUGGGAGGGGCCAGGCCGCUGUGGGAGCCUCCGGGAAGAAGAUGCUCGGGCCCGCAGCCGCCGCCAGCCCCGUCGCCGCUGUCUCCCGCGCCCGCUGCCCCCGGGGCCCCCACUAACGGCCGCCUCCGAUUCCCACCUCCGGCCCCGCUCCUCCGGCCCCCCGCCCCAAGCAGGGCUCCGUCAGCCCCCCAGAACCAGCUCCCUCCCUCCUUCCCUCCUUCCCUCUCCGGGGUUCGGGGCUGAGAGCUUUGUCUGCUAUGGGGGGGAGGAAGGCGAAUACUUCCUGAAGGUGCUGAUCCCCAGCUACGCAGCAGGCUCCAUCAUUGGCAAGGGCGGGCAGACCAUCGUGCAACUGCAGAAGGAGACGGGAGCCACCAUCAAGCUCUCCAAGUCCAAAGACUUCUACCCUGGAACCACAGAGCGGGUAUGCCUAGUACAGGGCACAGCAGAGGCCUUGAAUGCUGUGCACAGCUUUAUUGCUGAGAAGGUCCGAGAAAUCCCACAAGCGAUGACCAAGCCUGAGGUGGUCAACAUCCUUCAACCCCAAACCACGAUGAACCCCGACAGAGCCAAGCAGGCCAAGCUGAUCGUCCCCAACAGCACUGCGGGCCUGAUCAUCGGCAAGGGGGGCGCAACGGUGAAAGCCGUGAUGGAACAGUCAGGUGCGUGGGUGCAGCUGUCCCAGAAGCCGGAGGGCAUCAACCUGCAGGAGCGCGUGGUGACCGUGAGCGGUGAACCUGAGCAGGUGCACAAGGCCGUGAGCGCCAUCGUGCAGAAGGUACAGGAAGACCCCCAGAGCAGCAGCUGCCUCAACAUCAGCUACGCCAACGUGGCUGGCCCCGUGGCCAACUCCAACCCCACCGGCUCGCCCUACGCCAGCCCGGCUGACGUGCUGCCCGCUGCCGCCGCCGCCUCGGCCGCCGGGGGAGGGGGUGGCCCGCUGGUGGCCGCGGCAGCCGCGGCAGGGGCGGCCGGGGGCUUCCUGACGGCAGAGAAGUUGGCAGCGGAGAGUGCCAAGGAGCUGGUGGAGAUUGCGGUGCCUGAGAACCUGGUGGGAGCCAUCCUGGGCAAGGGGGGCAAGACGUUGGUGGAGUACCAGGAGCUGACAGGCGCCCGCAUCCAGAUCUCCAAGAAGGGCGAGUUCCUGCCAGGCACGCGGAACCGGCGGGUCACCAUCACGGGCAGCCCCGCGGCCACGCAAGCCGCUCAAUACCUCAUCAGCCAGCGGGUCACCUACGAGCAGGGGGUGAGGGCCUCAAACCCCCAGAAAGUGGGAUGAGGCCCGUGGUGUGCGCUCCCACUCUUCUCCCUUCCCCCAACCCCUCCUCCUCCCUCUCCUCCUCCCCAACUCCUGACCUCAGCCUGGUGUGGUCCUGCUCCUCUGGGGAUGGGGCUGGGGUAGGCCUGACUGCGCCCUCCCCUUCUGGUAGUCAUAGGCAGGAUUGAGCGAUGGUUGGGGACAGGGCUCAGAAGCCCCCUCCCCAGCCCUGAACCGACCCCUCCCUCCUCCCUGUCUGUGCUUGACUGGGCCUGACCCUCCUCUCCCAGGGCCCAGUUCUGUGUGAUAUCUGUAUAUAUUGCAUUUUGUUGAUUUUAAUAGAAAACAAAGCGUUAUUUUCUCUUU
Galeopterus variegatus (Sunda flying lemur) is the source of this 1644-nucleotide messenger RNA. RefSeq names its product neuro-oncological ventral antigen 2 (gene NOVA2). Lineage: Eukaryota; Metazoa; Chordata; Mammalia; Dermoptera; Cynocephalidae. The transcript is spliced from 6 exons. Gene Ontology annotation, cellular component: cytoplasm; nucleus. Gene Ontology annotation, biological process: regulation of alternative mRNA splicing, via spliceosome; mRNA splicing, via spliceosome. The record is from RefSeq and is a predicted model, not a curated record. Gene Ontology annotation, molecular function: mRNA binding. The coding region runs from base 1 to 1299 and encodes 432 amino acids.